Xenopus laevis (African clawed frog) is the source of this 2540-nucleotide messenger RNA. RefSeq names its product ZFP91 zinc finger protein S homeolog (gene zfp91.S). Gene Ontology annotation, molecular function: transcription coregulator activity; ubiquitin protein ligase activity. The coding region runs from base 64 to 1578 and encodes 504 amino acids. Lineage: Eukaryota; Metazoa; Chordata; Amphibia; Anura; Pipidae. Gene Ontology annotation, cellular component: nucleus; nucleoplasm. The record is from RefSeq and is a predicted model, not a curated record. Gene Ontology annotation, biological process: regulation of transcription by RNA polymerase II. The transcript has 12 exons.
CCGGAGGGGGAGCCCUGCGCAUGCGCAAUCUUGUAUUCGGAGGGUGGACUGGUUGACGGACGGAUGCCGGGAGGGCCGGAGCCGCGGGGCCGCCCGAAACUGGGACCUGGCGCAGACGGAGCCGCGGGGGAUGAGGAAAUAGUGACGGGGGGCUCCUCUCGCAGGAGGAAAGCAGAGUGUCCCCGCAGAAGGCGGUGCCGCCGGGAAUUGCCUGAGGAGGAGGAGCAGCAGCAGAUCGCGGAAGGCGACGGUUACAUGGAGAAAAACAUGUUAUCUGAAAAAGCUCUAAAGCUAGAAGUAGAAGAAGAAGUAGUUGUGCAGGAGGUAGAGCCAACAAUUUUGGUUACAGAUCUGCCACUGGAAGAAGAAAGCCACUCAAUAGUAAGAGGAGGGGUUCUUCGAAGUUCACGUACAAAGCAGACUCCAACACUGCAACUAAUCUGCAAGACAGAACCAGAGCCACAUCAUCUGGUGUAUGAAAUCAAUGAAGGGCCUUCUUUCACUGCUACGAUUAGUGAGGAUGAGGAUGUAAUGAUAAGUGAGGAAGAAAUUCCAUAUAAAGAUGAUCCCACAGAUGAAACUUACAGACCUCAAAUUGAAAGUGAAGAUGAUGAAGACGAGCUGAUAAGUGAGGAAGAAAUACCAUAUAAAGAUGACCCUCUAGAUAAAACCUACAGUCCCCAACUUGAUAGAGAGCCUCCACGAUCAAGACGAAGAACUUCCCGUGUUAAAGAGGAGGGACUCCCUUUGGAGGUUAAGAUGGAAGUAAAGGAGGAAAGUCAGGUACAGGAAGAGGAGACCCCUAGAAAGUAUGUGCCCGUCCUAGAAAGGAGGGGUCGCAGGCGUAAGGAUGAUAAAAGCCCAAGACUCCCAAAACGAAGGAAGAAACCGCCUAUUCAAUACGUGCGCUGCGAGAUGGAGGGAUGUGGUACUGUCCUAGCUCACCCAAGAUAUUUGCAGCAUCACAUUAAAUAUCAGCACCUUUUAAAGAAGAAAUAUGUAUGUCCACAUCCAUCAUGUGGGAGACUCUUCCGUCUACAAAAACAGCUCCUGCGCCAUGCAAAACACCAUACAGAUCAGCGGGAUUAUAUCUGUGAAUACUGUGCUCGGGCAUUUAAAAGCUCCCACAACUUGGCUGUUCAUCGCAUGAUUCAUACAGGAGAGAAGCCCUUACAAUGUGAGUUCUGUGGUUUUACCUGCAGACAGAAGGCAUCAUUAAACUGGCACAUGAAGAAACAUGAUGCUGACUCUUUCUACCAGUUCUCCUGCAGCAUCUGUGGAAAGAAGUUUGAGAAGAAGGACAGCGUUGUGGCCCACAAGGCAAAGAGCCACCCAGAGGUUCUUAUAGCUGAGGCGCUGGCAGCUAAUGCUGGAGGCCUUAUUACCUCCCCUGAACUGCUGGUGCCUGAGACCCCAGCCCCAGCAGUGCCUGUGGUCUCAGAGGAAACUACAUCUCCCCAAACCUUGUAUCCCAAUUCGAGUUCUAAGAUUUUAGUGGCUUGUCCCAUCCAACCAGUGGAAGGACUGGCUGCUACCACUGAGGUUCUUAUUGAGGAUUCGGACUCUGCUAGACCAUAGGAAAGGAGGACACUCUGCACAGUACCGUGACUGUUUCACCCCAGCGGGCUGGCUAUUUCAGCCCUUUAAUACAGGGCUCUUUGCUUUCUAUCUGACCAUUUCUGUAUUCAAAUUCUGCCCCACAUUUUCUCAUCAUCUUUCACUCACUCCGCUACACUUUUAUGCUAUUUGAUUGCCCAUUCUUGUCUUAUCUUUCCUGUUUCUACUUUGUCCCACGCAUCUGCUCUAUUUUUGUUCUCUUUUUAACUGUUUUGUAUGUUUCUGCUCUUCUUCUCUUUUCUCCAGCUCUUCUUCCAUUUCUCACGGGUGCUGUGUUCUGCACUCUUUGUAUAUAAUAUGUUUAAUGAAUAAAAUGGAGCUGUUAUGUCUCAUAAAGGAAACCUUCUCCCAGAGAAAAGCUGCUAGUGUAGUGAGGUUACUGUAUUUGGCAGUUAACUUUUUGUCUUCCUUGUUGGUCAGUUUUUUUUUCUUCUCAAGAAAAAGUAACAUUCAGGUAAUAAUUUGAGGACAGUUUUUGCUUUUCAAAAUACAUCACCUCUAUAAAAUAUUCUAUAUUACCAACUGGUGACAUUAUAUAGAAUCAUCUGAAAAUUACCAAAGCUAAAUAAUUAUUUUGAGAUUACCUGUUCUGCACAUGUAUGUACUAAAGAUAUUGCUGCUCAUCCUGUAGUAGUAUUAUUAUACACUGUGCUUAUAGCAUAUGUCUGUAGUACUACAUUGAUCAUAGUGCACCCUGUAUCUUUAAACAAAACUUUUAUAAACAUUACACAGGUAUUACACGUACAGUUUGCACCAAAUAUGAAUGUAUAUUUUGGUGAAGAUGCUAACAUUAAUAUUAGAUUACGAUAUUCCUUCAUCCACUCUAUCCCAUAAAAUGCUCUAUGUAAUGUUUUUCCAAAAAUUUAGAACACCUUGUGCUAAUCACAGUUUCAAUACAAUAGCAAUCGCCAUUGAUUUUUAAA